UUGUCUCUAAUUUGUACAAACUUCGAUCAGCGAAGAUGGAUCAAAUUUUAUUUCAUUUUAGAGGGCUCGCGUGCUAUCAAACCGGACUUUGAUCGAGUAGGAGAGGCUUAUGAACGCGCCUGCACCCUUGUACCUUCUUUGAGGGAUGCAAAAGUUGACGCCAAAGCAGCUGUAUUCAGCAUGACUGCUGAUGGAUAUCCAUUGGUUGGUCCAUUCGACAAGAAUUACUGGGUCUCGACUGGUUUUCUCGAUGGUGUAAGUAGCGGCGGUGGAAUAGGAAAGUUUAUACUGGAAAAGAGCAAAGAAACUUAUUCGAUGUAUUAUAACUGGUCAUAUACUAAUCGCCAUGCGGGUAGACCUACGGAUCGCGUCAGUGGUCUCUACGGUCGUUUCAAAAGGGAUAAAGCCCAUUUUUCAUUCCGCAACGGAUGGGAGGUAGCCCAAGCGUUCGACAUCGAAGAAGAAGGCAUGUUAUCUACACUCAGUCGAGAGUACCAGAUGGUAACGAACAAAUGCGGGGUGAUUGACAUGUCCUGGAAAGGAAAGAUUGAAGUAAAAGGACCGGAUGCUGAAGCUCUUCUGAACUAUGCUAUCUGCUCUCCGAUUCCAUCUCUCGCUAAAAUCGGAUCUGGUUUGAUGCUAACCCGUCAGGGACGCAUUUUCUCUCCAAUGAAGAUCUUCCAUCACGACAACACACGCUCUGCUUUCAUUUUGCUUACAGAACCCGAGAGGGAAAGUCGCGAUAUCUACUGGCUUCGACGAGCGGCUUCCGAGAAGAACUUCAAGGUGCAGGUGUUCUGUGUAUCCGAAUACUUGGCAUCUCUUGCGCUUGUGGGUCCUAACAGCAGACAGUUACUUUCUGAACUUACGAAGUCCGAUGUUUCCGAGGAGGGUUUCCCUCAGCGCUCCACUCGUCUAAUGCGCCUUGGACCUGUAGCUGUGGUAUGUGCGCGAAGCUCAACGUCAACGGGUCAGCUCAGCUAUGAAUUCUUCCACAACAGAGCUGAUUCAGCUAAGCUGUAUGAGGCGAUUAUCUGUGCUGGCGCUCCAUACGGUGUAGUAAAUUUUGGCCAGGCUACAAUGAACAUGAUGAGGCUUGAGCAUGGAUAUAAGAUCUGGGGACGAGAACUCACACUGGAUACGAAUCCUUUCGAAUGUGGACUUGGAGGCCUUGUUGACUUUUCGAAAGGAGAGUUCAUUGGUAGAGAAGCCGCUCUUGAACAGAAAGAUAAGAGCUAUGAUCGACGUCUAGCUCUGCUUACAUUCGACCCAGAAUACAACCCCAAUAUUCCACUCGAGUGGAAAAACCUUCCAUUUGGUAACGAAGUAGUCCGUCGGGAAGGCCAGGAAGAAGCAAUUAUUUCUGCUGGCGCCCCAUACGGU
Cylicostephanus goldi is the source of this 1383-nucleotide messenger RNA. NCBI's taxonomy places the organism in Eukaryota, Metazoa, Nematoda, Chromadorea, Rhabditida, Strongylidae. The record is from the annotation of a GenBank genome assembly.